Messenger RNA from Capsaspora owczarzaki ATCC 30864, 840 nucleotides. RefSeq lists its product as hypothetical. Gene Ontology annotation, cellular component: endoplasmic reticulum. Lineage: Eukaryota; Filasterea; Ministeriida; Capsasporidae. The record is from RefSeq and is a predicted model, not a curated record. The coding region runs from base 43 to 735 and encodes 230 amino acids. The transcript is spliced from 6 exons.
UCGGAAAAAAGCUCACUCUCUCAACUUUCUCAGCAUUACACAAUGAGCGGUCGCGACGGUGGCAAGAAGAAGCCCUUGAAGCAGGCAAAGAAGGAAUCCCGCGAGCUCGACGACGACGAUCUUGCCUUCCAGGCCAAGCAGCGCGAGGACGCCAAGAAGCUUGCAGAGCUCAAGGCCAAGGCUGCUGGCAAGGGUCCCCUUGUUUCUGGUGGCAUCAAGCACUCUGUCUUUUUUUGCUCUUCCGCCGGAAACAAGAAAAUGCUUCGCAUUGCACUGCUGCUGUACUUCCUGUCGCACAUCCCGAUCAGCAUCCUGAUCGACUUCCAGGCCAUCCUUCCCCGCGACUGGUUCCCGAAGUUCGCACUGGAUGCCACCGCCUGGUACACGGAGGCGUUCGGCGACUACCUCCUCGCAAACCCGCCGCAGUGGUACAAGAGCUUCAUCUGGAUUGAGCUCAUCUUCCAACUGCCCUUCUUCUUUGUCGCCUUCUACGGCAUCUUGACCCGCAAGGCGUGGAUUCGCUCGCCGCUGCUGAUCUACGGUGCCCACGUCGUGACCACUGUCACCGCCAUUGUCUACGAGGCGGUCAUGUCCGGCAAGCUCACCCAGGCCCAGCUCCCCUGGUUCCUUGCUAUCUACGCGCCGUACUUUUUCCUUCCCCUCUCCCUCGUCUUCCUGUGCUCGUGCUCCAACUUCCCGGUGAAGGCCCAGGACAAGAAGGUCAAGAAUAAUUAGUGCCCUUCCAGAUCGUGGAACGAUCAGAACUUUUGCGCACGAACUGAACGUAUAUGACAAACAUUCAGAACAAAAAUACAAACCGUUUUGUGCUGCACAACAUGG